UCCCCCUGGUGCGAUUUGACACGACAUCGACGGCCAUUGUUCAAGUGCCGAUGCACUGUCUCCCCGGAUGAGGACAUCUAUAUUCGUCGCCGCAUUGGGUAAUUUUCGCCUCAUUCUCGAACAUAGGUGGUGCCUCUUCCAGGUCGUUUUUUACCCCACUUGCAACGAUGCGCGUCUCUUGCCUGGCUUACCUGAUCCCACACGGUGAUGUGGUGACUACCGCGCUAUGAUCCUUGCCUGUUCAGUGAGACUCCUCACAUCGGCGGGGUUCAAGUCGGUUAUAAGGUGCUGGGACCGCAGCUUCGAAGGCUGAGGUAUCUCCCUCGACCUGCUUACCCUGAAUAGUUGUUCUCACGUCUCUUCUCCGUAUACAAAAUCCAAUCGAUCUAUAUUCCCAAGUUCAAAAUGGUUUCCCUCCACCCAAUCGUCGACAAGGGCCUGCAAAAGGGUGACCCAAACUUCCAAGGUGGCACCUUGAAAUGCCUCUGCAGCAGCAACCCCGUCGAGAUCAAACUCAAGGGCAACGUUCUGCACCAGCAUCUUUGUGGAUGUAGCCAGUGCUGGCGUCCCAAGGGAGCCUUGUUCUCACAGGUUGCUGUCAUCCCCGAUGGCAACGUUGAGGUGACCAAGAACAAGGACAAGCUCGAGAUUGUGGACAAGAACGCAACCAUCCUGCGCUAUGCAUGCAAGGACUGCGGGGCUCACCUGUAUGGGCCGAUUGAGAAGGACCAUGCGUUCAAGGGUCUCUCCUUCGUUCACACCGACCUCUCCGACGACAAGGGUUGGCAAGAGCCCCAAUUCGCCGCGUUCGUGAGCAGCCUCACUGAGCAGGGCUACCCGCCCGAGAAAAUGGGCGAGGUGCGAGAGAAGAUCAAGGAGCUUGGUAUUGAACCAUAUGAUGCGCUGUCACCGCCGCUGAUGGAUGCAUUGGCAAACUUCGAAGCUGAGAAGUCGGGAAACAAAAGAAAGUUGUGAUCGAAGCACCAAGAAAUGAAACACAUGUCUUGAAAGCAGUGUUUGACAGAGUGAGGCCACAUCCCAUGGCUCAAGGAGAGUGAUGUUGUAGGAGUGCGAUUGUCUCUUGUUAGAAUCAGAGAAUAAAAGUUGCAUCGAAGUGGGCAUUUUGAGG
Exophiala viscosa is the source of this 1129-nucleotide messenger RNA. RefSeq names its product S-glutathione synthase. Gene Ontology annotation, molecular function: S-(hydroxymethyl)glutathione synthase activity; zinc ion binding. The record is from RefSeq and is a predicted model, not a curated record. The transcript is spliced from 2 exons. Gene Ontology annotation, biological process: formaldehyde catabolic process. Bases 406 to 975 code for a protein of 189 amino acids. Lineage: Eukaryota; Fungi; Ascomycota; Eurotiomycetes; Chaetothyriales; Herpotrichiellaceae.